Molecule: messenger RNA, 1385 nt
Organism: Westerdykella ornata
Lineage: Eukaryota; Fungi; Ascomycota; Dothideomycetes; Pleosporales; Sporormiaceae
Product: Tautomerase/MIF
Exons: 2
Coding region: 146-1255 (369 amino acids)
Molecular function (GO): phenylpyruvate tautomerase activity
Source: RefSeq, a predicted model, not a curated record
GCUGUAGCAACAGUAUAUCUAUCUACUGACCGCACACGCUCUUUGUUUGGCUUUCCUGGGAAUUCACCCCGCUUCACGUACCUAGAUACCAACUAGAAGCUCCCCGCCGCAGGUUCCUCCAACGACUUUUCGCCCUUCAUCAAGCAUGCCGCACUCUACCCACGGCUCCUCGUCGACCAACAUGUCUCGCUCGUCCGAUGCCUCAACAAACUCGGCCGCCAACGCCUUCCCAAAACCCGCAGGAGCCGCCCUGUUGGCUCCCGAGACUGCCACUGACCGUCUCUCCCCCUCUCGCUCCACCUUUUCCUUUGAGUCCUCGCCCGCUUCCGCACAGCUCGGUCCGGAAGACGAGGUGCCCGGUAUGCAGUCCACAUAUUCGAGGCCUUCCGUCGAGCGGAGAAGUGCACGACAAAGCACUCGCCAGCGACACCGCUAUUUCGAAGAGCAGUUCGCUUACAAGGACGAUGCCACCUCUGCGGCCCGCGACCGCGUCGUCGGAGAUGCUCCCAUCAUCGCAGACCUCAGAACAAAUGUCAUUAUCAAGGAUGAAUACACCCUGGUGACCGAUCUGUCCCACCACCUCUCCCAACGAUAUCAGCGUCCCGAGUCUUCCAUCAUGAUCACCGUAAACCACUCAGCAUGCCUUCUCCUGGGCGGCUCCUUCGACCCUACCUACGUUCUCAGCAUCUCGGCCCUGCCCGUCCAACUGCAACCAACCACAAACAAGCGCAACGCCGCCCUGAUACAAAAGUUCAUGUUCGAAUCCAUCGGAGUACAGGCGGAACGAGGAAUCGUCAAGUUCAUACCCAUCGCCGAAGAGAAUCUGGCCAUCAAUGGAACUACGAUUCUCGGCGACGUCGAGAGGCUCGAGCGACAAACCGCCGGGGACAAUCAAGGUCUAAUGAGGGCUCUCACGAAGAGCUCGAAACGCUCGGGAAUCGCCAAGGCAAAGAGCAAUGUACAACUUUCAAGAACUAGUUCGCGAGCAGUAGGAGGAGAUAACGUCACCACGUCGCCCCUCCCUAGCCCGGGACCCCUGGACUCCGGUGUGGCCAUGAACGACGAGGGGACAGAUUCACUUGCACCCUUGCAAAGCGACGGGAACUCUGCGAAAAAGAAGCCGUUGAAGCAUUCAGGCUCUAAAUUCAUGAGAGACAAGUCGGGUGCCAGUACGGCCACCACGCUCGUCCCUGGCGAUGCGGCGGGACCUAGGCUCGGAUCGCGAAAGAGCUUCAUCGCCUUGUUCCGGAGAUAGAGUUUCGCAUCAACAUUGUGCGGAUUAAGGGUCUCGCUGUUUCGUGGCCUGGCUUCGGAACAAGCCGAGCGGUGGCUCGAACGUUACUGGAGCGUUGCGGGCGCGCACGAAGCUGGAAACUAUCUUAAAC